Acanthochromis polyacanthus (spiny chromis) is the source of this 4451-nucleotide messenger RNA. It is a transcript of the gene pak1, whose product is annotated as p21 protein (Cdc42/Rac)-activated kinase 1. Gene Ontology annotation, cellular component: cytoplasm. The coding region runs from base 249 to 1937 and encodes 562 amino acids. The transcript has 16 exons. Gene Ontology annotation, biological process: protein phosphorylation; intracellular signal transduction; regulation of MAPK cascade. Gene Ontology annotation, molecular function: protein serine/threonine kinase activity; ATP binding. Lineage: Eukaryota; Metazoa; Chordata; Actinopteri; Pomacentridae. The record is from RefSeq and is a predicted model, not a curated record.
CGGCUAACAAUAGCCGCAAGUUUACGGAGGAACCGAGCAGGAGGCGACGGAGCAGCAGGCGGAGCCGACGGGGAGCAACUCUGCACCGAAUACAUGAGACGGAGGCUCCCGGGGGCGGACAACCGGCUGGAUUCACGUUCGGAACCGGACCAGGCUGCAGAUAAAAAAACUGACUGACUGAAGUUUCUGUUGGAGGAGCGACGACGACACGACGUUAACAGGAGCGUCCGGCUGCAACCUAUCUGAAGAUGUCUGAUAAUGGGGAGGUCGAGGACAAACCUCCAGCUCCACCCAUGAGGAACACCAGCACCAUGAUUGGCUCCUGCAACAAAGACCCCGCCCCCCUGAACCACGGCUCUAAGCCCCUCCCACCAAACCCGGAGGACAAGAAGAAGAAGGACCGGUCGAUCCGCUUCAUCCUGACAGGAGGAGGAGACAAGACCUACAAGAAGAAGGAGCGUCCAGAGAUUUCUCUGCCGUCUGACUUUGAGCACACCAUCCAUGUGGGCUUCGACGCCGUCACCGGAGAGUUUACUGGGAUGCCGGAGCAGUGGGCUCGACUCCUGCAGACGUCCAACAUCACCAAACUGGAGCAAAAGAAGAAUCCUCAGGCCGUCCUCGACGUCUUGAAGUUCUACGACUCGAAGGAAACGACCAACAGCCAGAAAUACAUGAGCUUCACAGAUAAAAGUGCCGACGCCUUCAGCUCCUCCACCACGACGAGCUCCAAGGCCGUGUCGGAGACGCCCGCCAUAGCAACCGUAUCCGAGGACGAGGACGAAGACGAGGCCGAGCCGCCGCCGGUGAUCGCCCCCCGACCAGAACACACCAAAUCAAUCUACACUCGCUCCGUCAUCGAGCCCCUCCCUCCUCCUCCCACCAAAGAUGCUGCCACCUCGCCCAUUGCCGUGCCAACCGCCGCUGCUGCCGCCGUAAGCCCCGUCCCCCCGGUGGACGGAGCCCCCAGCAGCCCCCCCAGUGCGAGCCCCGCCCCCGGCCCCUCUCUGCCCCGCCCACAGGACAAAUCCAGGAAGAAGAAGAUGUCGGACGAAGAGAUUCUGGAGAAACUACGGACGAUUGUAAGCGUCGGAGAUCCCAAGAAGAAAUAUACUCGCUUUGAGAAGAUCGGACAGGGGGCGUCUGGAACCGUUUAUACAGCGAUCGACGUAGCUACAGGACAAGAGGUCGCCAUAAAACAGAUGAACCUGCAGCAGCAGCCCAAGAAGGAACUGAUCAUCAACGAGAUCCUGGUGAUGAGGGAAAACAAGAACCCCAACAUCGUCAACUAUCUGGACAGCUACCUGGUGGGAGACGAGCUCUGGGUGGUGAUGGAGUAUCUGGCUGGAGGCUCUCUGACUGACGUCGUCACGGAAACCUGCAUGGAUGAAGCUCAGAUCGCUGCCGUCUGCAGAGAGUGUCUGCAGGCGCUGGAGUUCCUCCACUCCAACCAGGUCAUCCAUCGAGACAUCAAGAGCGACAACAUCCUGCUGGGGAUGGACGGAUCCGUCAAACUCACUGACUUCGGCUUCUGCGCUCAGAUCACUCCAGAGCAGAGCAAACGCAGCACCAUGGUGGGGACUCCGUACUGGAUGGCUCCAGAGGUGGUGACCCGGAAGGCGUACGGACCCAAAGUGGACAUCUGGUCUCUGGGCAUCAUGGCCAUCGAGAUGGUGGAAGGAGAACCGCCGUACCUGAACGAGAACCCGCUCAGGGCUCUGUAUCUCAUAGCAACCAACGGAACACCGGAGCUGCAGAACCCAGAAAAACUGUCGACGAUAUUCAGAGACUUCCUGAACCGCUGCCUGGAGAUGGACGUGGAGAAGAGAGGCUCAGCCAAGGAGUUACUGCAGCAUCAGUUUCUGAAGAUGGCGAAGCCUCUGUCCAGUCUGACUCCUCUGAUUCUGGCCGCCAAAGAGGCAGCAAAGAACAACCGCUAGCAGACCUUCAGACCUUCAGACCUUCAGACCUUCAGACCUUCCUCCUCCUCCUCCUCUUUCCUCCAUCUGUCCUUCAGUUCUUCUUCUUGUGUUUUGUAACUCGCUGCGAUGCCUCUUUUACCCCCCUGACCUCUGACCUUAUUGCCCCACCUGAAGGACAGUUUUCCUCCUGAAGCUUCUUCUUUGAUUCUCCACCAGACAGGAAGUCACUCAUCCCGACUUCCUGUCCGGUGGAGAAUCGAAGUCUCUUUGGCAGACAGGAAGUCAGGAUGAGUGACGUCAUCGGUUGAUCUGUGAUCCAGUGAUGUCAUCGCUGACAUCAAACAACCCAGUGUUUGUGUGUGUGUGUGUGUGGGGGGGGUCUCACCAGAGCCCAAAGACUCAUGGGAGUGUGAGUUUUUUUAUUUUUAAAUCAAUGUUGGUUUGUUUUUGUAAACAAACCAACAUUGAAACACGACAACCAACCAUCUUCUCAGUGUGUGGUUGUGUCUGGUUGUGUCUGGUUGUGUGUGUGAUGGGGAAUGUUGUGGUAUGGAUUCUGUUGGUUGUAGCGUUUCCUUCUGUAGUUUGGCAGCAGCAGUGUUUGCUCUCUGAGCUGUGAGGACGUGAACGUUAACACUGGUGCUCAGAGCCACAGAUGGACGCAAGUUUGGACACGAUGGAGUAAAAGUUCUAGAAAACAGGUCAGACCAUGAGGCUGGAUGAGUCCAAAGUUGUGCAAAAACAGUUAUGUUCCUCCUGUUGGUAAAAAUAAUGGAUUAAUCCUGGAAGUAGAUGUAGAUCUUUCCUCCUUCUUACAGUAACACCAGAGAUUGUCCAACCAAUGAGAACUUGGUUCCUAAUCGAUGAGCUGAUUGGAAGACUGUAGCAGAAAGUUGGACUUUUAGCAGCGUCUCGUGUUCCUGCAAAAGUUUAUCUGGACUGUUAUGUGAUCAAAUAAUUCCAGUAACUGCAUAUCGCUGUUCUUCUUCCUUCUGGUCCAUCUGUGGUUCUGGAGCUUCGUCUUUGGGCUCCUGAGACUGGAGGGAGGAUGUUGCAUGUCGGCAGCCGUUUUUUUAUGGUACGUCCAGAGAUAAAGAAAAUGAUACAUGAGCUGUGAUGAUUCGUGAAGGAUGCUUGGAGAGAUAGAGAUCUUAAUCCUAUUUUCAGAAGAAUGACACAAAUAGAUGCUCCGAUGGUACGAUGACGGUGGUUUGUUGUUUUUUAAGAACCUGUUUCAGCUCCUGUUUACACGUUUUCUACAUGAGUUCACUGCUCCUUUCUGAUUUGGAUGUAGAGAUUUGAGUAUUUGUUUUGGAACAAAGUUUAUUCUUCUCAGCAAAAAAACAACAACAAAAACAGACGGGUUUGAAUUCAGAUUAAUCAGAAAACCUCCUGCGAUGUAAAUAUUCAGACAUUUCCAGAACAUUUACUCAAAACCGUCACUUUGAUUUCUGCUUUUAGUUGUUUUUUUUAUUGUUAUUUUUAUGUGACGUUGAUGUACCUCUGGCCUUAAACUGUUUCUAAGGUGCAAGACUUUGUUUGUGUCAGUGUGAUGUUCGAAGCACUCAGCAGGAUUUACAGCUAAAGGAGGAUAUUAUUCACUGUUAUCUGUUUGUUAACCGAUUAAUCGGUCAAAAAGCAGAAGAAACGUCUUCUUGAAAGUUCUUAAAAUGUUGGUUUAUGGUGAAAUAAAACCCCAGAAACAAACAGAAUAAAUGAUUAAUUGAUUAUCAAACAUCUGCAGCAGGAAGAGGAUUCUGCUAAUUGAGUAAAAUCACAUGUUUAUGAUUUUUAUGCCGCCACAGGUUUGGACUCUGGGUGUAGAAAGAGCUGAACGAAAAGUCAGAAAUAUGUCAAAUCUGCCAGGAAGUGCUGCUGCGUUUGUGUUUGCUGGUCUGAAUCCCGACUCAAAGCUGGAAUUAAAGUGGUUUUCAUUUUACAUUUGACAGAAAAGUCAAGAAGACGCUGCUCCAUGUGCAGUUAUUUAAAAAAAACAGUUCUGGACCAGUUUGUUGAUCAAAAACCACAAAAUCGGGACUGAAAAUGAUCAAAUGUAUGACUUUGUGACAAUGAAGAUGUUCUUCCACUGAGAUCUGUGUUGAUCUGAUCCAUUCAACCUGCUGCACUUUGCAUUUAGCAGCAUCAUUUCUACAUCAGGACAUAAACUCCACCCGGCUGGCGGUGCGAGGACAUUAAAACAAACAGACCCUGAUAGAUGAUUUUGUGUUUUCAGUCUUCAAAGAACGAAGGUGAGAGAAUAAAGUGGUUGAUAAUGACUGGAUGCAGCAUUUUAAAAACUAGAAAAACAUUUUACUGCAUUAACAGACUGUUGACCAGCUCAGAGGGGGAUUCAGACUUGGUACGGUCCAGGUUCUGCUGUAAAUGGUACGGUCCAGUGUUUGCUGUUUCUGAGGUCAAACGAAGUCUUCAUCCACUCAGUGUUUCAGAGCCAUAAUUUAUCUGUUUAUGAGUCAUUUUGAUUUUUGAAACAACUCCAAAAAAUUAAAAAAAUGGAACUACAAAAACUGAAAA